Dermochelys coriacea (leatherback sea turtle) is the source of this 1116-nucleotide messenger RNA. RefSeq names its product endonuclease domain-containing 1 protein-like. Gene Ontology annotation, molecular function: hydrolase activity; nucleic acid binding; metal ion binding. NCBI's taxonomy places the organism in Eukaryota, Metazoa, Chordata, Testudines, Dermochelyidae. The transcript is spliced from 3 exons. Bases 157 to 975 code for a protein of 272 amino acids. The record is from RefSeq and is a predicted model, not a curated record.
UAUAAACAGGCUCAGGCUCAUAGGCUCAGUCUCUAACAAAAGCUUUUGAAAAAUCCACUACAACUUUGGUGCUGCAAACAGAAUCAAGCCAAUUGACAAGUUGGUGUGCAGACCUUUCACUCGGUACAGAAGAGCCUUUAGCUUUAACUUGUUCCCAUGCUGCUGCUACUGCUGUUCCAGUUUUCCAUGCUGGGGAACAGUGAGGUGGUGACAUCUUUUGAAAACACAUGCCCUCAGUUUUUCUUCCGGGAAACCCCCCCAAAUGAUGCCAUCAAACCUGCCAAUCCAGCCCAGAUUUGCCAGCUUUACAAGAAUCAGUAUCGUUUUGCUACUUUGUACGACAGGGACCACCGCAUUCCAAUAUACUCUGCGUAUGUGUACCAACCUGGUUAUGGUAAGCGACCUAAUAGCUGGAUGGUAGAACCCCAGCUGAUGGGUUCAAAUUACCAAAAGGAGAUGGCAACUGAAUGGAUCCUCUUAAAUGAUAUCGGUGUUGACCAGGGACUGCUUAAUGAGAGCCAGGCUGUCCUUCGAGAUUACAAGAAUCUGACUAAUUUCAACAGGGGCCACUUGAACCCCAGUGGGCACCAACCUGACCCUGACUAUAAGGCUGCUACCUUCACCCUGACCAACACUGUGCCACAGUUUAUGAACCUCAAUAGUGGGAAAUGGAACAACUACGAACAAGAAGUAAUGAUGAGUAGGACUGAAGGGUGUGCUACCACAUAUGUCAUUGUGGGAGUGGUCCCUGGCAACAAUUACAUAGCUGGAGGCAGAGUCAAUAAACCCAGCCACAUCUGGUCUGCAGCCUGCUGUGAGAUUGAUAACAAUCACAGGAAGUCCUGGGCAGUCGUUGCUCUAAAUGAUCAGAAUGCAGUCGAGCUGCUGACUCUGGGUGAGUUAGAGGAGAAGCUGGUUGAACUGUACAGAAAGGAGGAGAUCCUUCUGUUUGACAGUGACUGUCCCCGACAAUAAACUCCUGACCCUACUCGCACACCUCUCCAUAUCACCCUGGAGAAAGGGGUUGGGAGCCUUCACCAAUAGCUGCACUGUCAUGACCAUUCUACACACCGCAUUUAACCCAUCCUGUUUGUUUAUUAAAUGCUUUUACAGCUC